AUGGAACCUGACACACGACCGAUUCGUCCCUUGUGGCUUGAUGCUAUUAUCGAACAGAUCAUUGAAGGACGAUGUUCACACUCGUAUCAUGUUACUGAUUGGUGGAUGACUGGAUCGAUCUAUCGUGGUUCACGACCGAUCGAUGAAAAACCAAAAGAAGUUAUUAUACCGCCAAGUAUCUUAACAACAGAUGGUGAAUUAGCAAUAGAAAAUUCACAAUUACAUAGCCAAGAGAAAGCAUAUCCAAGUUUUUUAUUUGGUCUUAAUGAAUCCAUUGAUAAAGAAAUAGACUCUCUAUUAGAAGACCUUAUGUAUUUGGCUCCCAUGGAUAAAAACGGACCGAUGAAUGGUCAAUGUGGUCCACAAACUGAUCAAAUGGAACAAUUUCUUUCCGAUGCAUUUGGUUUCAAAAAUAUUUCUGGAAAAUAUAUUGUUCCGGGCAUAAAAUCAUUUCAAUUAGACAAACCUCUGCAUGGUUUGAAUCCAAAUACACAAAUUCAUUUUCCUAAGAAUAUGGCAGAUUCAUUUACAAUGACUGUACAAGAAAUCAUCGAUUGGCAACGUUCAUAUAAAGUUUAUGCUGAUAAAACAACUAAAGGAAUAAAUAAAGGAUUUCUUAACCGUGCUUUACAAGGACAAAGUCAAGAUGGUGAAGAAGCCUUUCGUAUGAAAUAUGUCGUACGCAUUUCAAAAUGUCCUAUCUUGAUGGAAUUCGAUGCUAAAAUUAUAUCUCGCAAUGUGAAUGAAGAUUGGCCUAAUCGAAUUAAACUUGUUUCCAUUACAGGUAUUGAUUUUGCUGGUCGAAAACAUGACGUAGAUGAUAUUCUUUACUAUAUCUCGAAUUGGGAAGAAAUUUAUCACAUUGAUCAACGAUCAAAUUUACCAGCACUCUAUAGUGAAAGAGAUUUUUAUCGAAAAGUGAAUAGACCACGAGGUGAACUUAAUGAAGAACGUGUUCGAAACAAUUUGAUCCGUAUGACUAGAUUACGAUUACGUGCAUGUGAUGAGGAAGAUAUUCAGAUUGUUGUUGAAAUAGGUAUCGGACUUGGAGUAUUUUCUGGUAGUCAUAUUGGAAUUGAUGCAAAAGUACGAGCACUCUCAGCAGAAGCUAUUCGAAUAGUACUUGAGCAAGAUGGACCAUCAUACAAGAAUAUUCGUGCUAUCGUUUUUGCUCUACCUAUAUUCAAUAAAAACAAUUCUAACGAUCGUCAUCUCGAUGUUUUUAAUGAUUUUGUUGAUGAAUUUCGUAAAGCACAAUACAAUGGUCCUAUACCGGUACUGAUUACUGAUCAAGACAUGCAUCGAAUAACUGUAACUAUCGCUCGUCAUGGUUUCACUGUUGCCGAAGUAAAUCCUGGUGAUUCACAUGGUGUUUUUGGUGGAUAUUGGCAAAAUCGCAGAUCAUCUGUACAAGGAAAAUUAGCUCUGACAACAGCCGGUUUACUCGUACAACAUCAUCUUAUCAAUCCAUGCGUACUCGAUACGGAUAACUAUCACCUCUUAGAAAUCGAUGAAGUAGCCACUUUAGAUAGGCGACGCAUUAUAUCGGAUGACAAUGAGUGA
Rotaria sordida is the source of this 1563-nucleotide messenger RNA. The record is from the annotation of a GenBank genome assembly. NCBI's taxonomy places the organism in Eukaryota, Metazoa, Rotifera, Eurotatoria, Philodinida, Philodinidae.